CUGGGGCGGGGUCGGGCGCUCUAUAAGUUGUCGAUAGGCGGGCACUCCGCCCUAGUUUCUAAGGAUCAUGUCUGCGAGUCAGGAUUCCCGAUCCAGAGACAAUGGCCCCGAUGGGAUGGAGCCCGAAGGCGUCAUCGAGAGUAACUGGAAUGAGAUCGUUGAUAGCUUUGAUGACAUGAAUCUCUCUGAAUCCCUUCUCCGUGGCAUCUACGCCUAUGGUUUUGAGAAGCCUUCUGCCAUCCAGCAGCGAGCCAUUCUCCCUUGUAUCAAGGGUUAUGAUGUGAUCGCUCAAGCCCAAUCUGGGACUGGGAAAACAGCCACUUUUGCCAUAUCGAUUCUGCAACAGAUUGAAUUGGAUCUAAAGGCUACGCAGGCCUUGGUCCUGGCACCUACUAGGGAGUUGGCUCAGCAGAUACAGAAGGUAGUCAUGGCGUUAGGAGAUUACAUGGGUGCCUCCUGUCACGCCUGCAUCGGGGGGACCAACGUACGUGCCGAGGUGCAGAAGCUUCAGAUGGAGGCUCCCCAUAUCAUCGUGGGCACCCCAGGUCGUGUGUUUGACAUGCUGAAUCGGAGAUACCUGUCUCCCAAGUACAUCAAGAUGUUUGUACUGGAUGAAGCUGAUGAAAUGUUAAGCCGCGGAUUCAAGGACCAGAUCUAUGACAUAUUCCAGAAGCUCAUUGAAUUGGAUCUAAAGGCUACGCAGGCCUUGGUCCUGGCACCUACUAGGGAGUUGGCUCAGCAGAUCACGCAGGCGGUCAUAUUCAUCAACACCCGAAGGAAGGUGGACUGGCUCACUGAGAAGAUGCACGCCCGAGACUUCACUGUGUCCGCCAUGCACGGAGAUAUGGACCAAAAGGAACGAGACGUUAUCAUGAGGGAGUUCCGCUCUGGCUCUAGCCGAGUACUGAUUACCACUGACCUGCUGGCCAGAGGCAUUGACGUGCAGCAGGUUUCCUUAGUCAUCAACUAUGACCUUCCCACCAACAGGGAAAACUACAUCCACAGAAUCGGUCGCGGGGGACGAUUUGGCCGUAAGGGUGUGGCUAUUAACAUGGUGACAGAAGAAGACAAGAGGACUCUUCGAGACAUCGAGACCUUCUACAACACCUCCAUUGAGGAGAUGCCCCUCAAUGUUGCUGACCUCAUCUGAGGGGCUGUCCUGCUACCUAGCCCUACCCAGGCUUCAGUCUAGGGGGCUGAAGAGGAGCAGGAGGGGGGAGGGAAGGGAGCCAAGGGAUGGACAUCUUGUCAUUUUUUCUUUUUUUUUUUUUCUUUGAAUAAAUGUCACUUUUUGAGGCAAAAGAAGGAACCGUGAA
Messenger RNA from Leptonychotes weddellii (Weddell seal), 1316 nucleotides. The record is from RefSeq and is a predicted model, not a curated record. NCBI's taxonomy places the organism in Eukaryota, Metazoa, Chordata, Mammalia, Carnivora, Phocidae.